Paramormyrops kingsleyae is the source of this 2205-nucleotide messenger RNA. It is a transcript of the gene znf513a, whose product is annotated as zinc finger protein 513a. The record is from RefSeq and is a predicted model, not a curated record. Gene Ontology annotation, biological process: positive regulation of transcription by RNA polymerase II. Gene Ontology annotation, cellular component: nucleus. NCBI's taxonomy places the organism in Eukaryota, Metazoa, Chordata, Actinopteri, Osteoglossiformes, Mormyridae.
GUCAUGUUUGCGUCCGGUGUGGUUUAUAAGACAAGCUUUUGGCCAUGCUCUUUUCUCUGUUCCUGGCAGAAACAGGGGUUGAGUCACACAAGACUGAGUAUGGACGACAAUGUGCAGGAUAUUCAGGAUGCGCAGGGCAAACAGGACUACAGCUCAAUGCCCUGCCUGGCCUGUAGAGGGCGUACUCAUCUCUUAACAGAUCCUCAGGGCAGCGGGGAAGACCUUGCUGGAGUAUCUGGCUUUGGUUGCGGAACGGGGGCAGGGGAGGUGGCGGAGCGAGCGCAGAGGGGCGUGGCUAAAGGCAGGGAUGAUGCAGUGGCAGGUGACGGCGAGCUAAAACUGCACUCCUGUGAGCUGUGUGGCUUUUCCACGCGCUACGCUAACCACGUGAAGCGGCACAUGAAGACGCACAGUGGCGAGAGGCCCUAUCGCUGCCCGCUGUGCGCUUACGCCUCCGGCCAGCUGGUCAACCUGCAACGACACGUGCGCGUGCACACGGGCGAGAAGCCCUACCAGUGCCGGCUCUGCGCUUUUGCCUGCAGUUCCCUGGGCAACCUCAAGAGGCACCAGCGCAUGCACACGCUGGGCAGACAUGGCCGUCAUCCCGGCGGGAACCAGGCGAGGCUAAUGGCUGGUCAGCGAUCAGGAAAAGCCCCCCCGGGGGAUCUAGACACUGUGGCAGCAAAUAGGGCGGCGCAUGUGAGCGGCGAUGGUAGCUACAGCGCUGCCAGUCCAGCCUGCGAGUCGGGGAGCCCCCCGGACACGGAAAAGCCAGCGAAGGGGGCGGGGGAAGCAGCAGGGGGUGGGGAGGGCGGCCUUCCCGGGCCGCCAUUUUCACAGGCCUGCAGACUGUGCGGCCGGGACACGACCGAGCGAGGGAGCUCGUGCGGCCGCAUCUGUGGGAGGUGCAUGCUGGACGUGCUGUCCAAGGAGCUCCCCAGGGUCCUUGGCGGCGGCGGGGAAAAGGCAUACCCAUGCGCCGUGUGCCCCUUCGUCACCCACUACCCCAACCACCUGGUACGGCACAUGAAGACUCACAGUGGAGAAAAGCCCUACCGCUGCCCCGAGUGCGACUACGCUUCCGCCCACCUGGACAACCUGAAGCGGCACCACCGCGUGCACACGGGCGAGAAGCCCUACCGCUGCCAGCUGUGCGACUACGCCUGCGGCAACCUGGCCAACCUGCGACGGCACCAGCGCGUGCACUCGGGCGCCAAGCCCUUCCAGUGCACCGUCUGCAACUACAGCUGCAACCAGAGCAUGAACCUGAAGCGCCACAUGCUCCGGCACACUGGCUGCAAGCCCUUCUGCUGCCCCGAGUGCCCCUACGCCACCGGCCACUGGGACAACUACAAGCGACACCAGAGGAAGCACGGCCGCCCUGCCGGGGGCUGGCUCAGGGUGCGGCUGCCCAACGAUGGGGGAGGAGAGGAGGAGGAGGAGGAGGGGGCGGAGGAAGAGGCGCAGCUGGAUCAGCUGGAGUAGCUGGGGAAGUGGAUGGACGACACACCAUUGAUAUGUCACCAAGCAACAGCAGUGAAGAAUUAGGGCUGAUUUAUACUUGCCGCUCACAACGCAUAGAAGUACGCAGCAUGGCUGCCACGCAUUUCCUGCGUUCAUUCUACGAGUCCUAGGUGCCCCUACGCAAGGAGUUAACGUGACGCUUACGCAAGAUGCAGUACCACCAAAAAUGGGGGGCAGUGCGGUCACCUUUUGUCACGGGACUAUGUGUUCAUAUACGGUAGUUAGUAUUAAAUUAACAUUAGAUUUUUUUAAGAAUGAGUGGCCGUAAGAACUGUAUAUUUUCAGAGCCAAGAUAGAAAAUGUUGCGAGCACUCUUUUGAGCGUCUUCAAAAUUUAAUGGCAGUUUAAGUUUCUAAGAAAGCAGUAGCAUGUGAACGAAGUGCAAUGAAACUCCAACUUGAAAUUCUGACUUGUCUACUUUCAUAAGCAACAUUAUUUUCCAAUACAGUUCCGGUAUUUAUAAAUCUGGGUUAUAGAAUUCGCCGAGAGGGUGGGGUUCACGUUCCACUAAAGCAUUUAUAUUGUUAUAGGAAACUAAACUUAGCAAGCUGUGCAUUUUUAAUGACCGCUCCUUUUCAGAAUAAUCUAGUAUAUAUUUAACAUUAGUUUACCGCCGCUACUUUUGCAUGAACUCUGCAUGCGCUCUUCAAGUCAUUCCAAAUCAUUGUCAUCCUUGCUGUU